AUGAACAUCAGCACGGGCUGCGUGUCCCAGGGGCUGCACCCCAGCAUCCCUGCCCUGGGGACCCUGCUCCUGCUGGGCUGUGUCCUGCUCAACGGCACCAGCUGCUGGGUCUUCUGCUGCCGCAUCAAGCACUGGGACCCGGGCAUGAUCCUGCAGUUCAGCCUGGUCCUGGGAGACAUCCUGGCCAUCCCUGUCGCUCCCUUCAGGAUCUCCUACCUCAGCCUGGGCUACCAGUGGCCCUUUGGGCAGUUUCUGUGCCAGGUGGAAGCCUUCCUGCAGAGCACCCACACCUACAGCAGCAUCUACUUCCUGACGCUCAUCUGCAUCCAGCGGUACUUUGUGGUGGUGAGGUACAAGAGCAGGUCCCUCUGGAAGGAGAGGAGCUUCUUGAGAAAGCUCUGCCUGUUUGUCUGGCUCGUCCUCUUUGCCCAAGGGCUGCCUGUCUUCUUCCUCCUCAAGACGUCAGCGAUGAAUGGCUCAGCCACCUGCCUAAACAUUCACCAGUCCGAGUUGUCCUCUGUUUACUUCUUCUACAACAUGGGCUUGGUUGUCCUCUCUUUCCUCCUCCCCUUUGCUGUUUACUUGACCUUUGGAGCUCUGCUGGGAGCUGCCAUUGCCAAAGCAGCCAAGAAAAGCUUCAGAGGGCAGAAGAUGAAGAGCAGGUCUCUGCAGAUGCUAACAGUCUCUCCGGUGAUUUUUGCUGUCUGCUUUGCCCCCCUGCACAUCUUCAGGACCAUUGCUGUCACUGGGAAGUACUUUGGUAUGUCUUGCAAGCUCUUGCACCGAGUUGAAGUUGCCUACUACAGCAGCUGGGUGGUCACCAUGGCCAACAGCUGCCUGGACCCCCUGAUUUAUGUGUUUGCUAAUGACAAGUUCAAGAGGAGCUUUGCCGAAUCCUUCCGCAAACGCUGGGGCACCAAGUGA
Messenger RNA from Chaetura pelagica (chimney swift), 924 nucleotides. RefSeq names its product P2Y purinoceptor 2-like. The record is from RefSeq and is a predicted model, not a curated record. The coding region runs from base 1 to 924 and encodes 307 amino acids. Gene Ontology annotation, cellular component: plasma membrane. Gene Ontology annotation, molecular function: G protein-coupled receptor activity. The transcript has a single exon. NCBI's taxonomy places the organism in Eukaryota, Metazoa, Chordata, Aves, Apodiformes, Apodidae. Gene Ontology annotation, biological process: G protein-coupled receptor signaling pathway.